This is a messenger RNA of Oryza sativa Japonica Group (Japanese rice), 849 nucleotides long. RefSeq lists its product as uncharacterized. Gene Ontology annotation, molecular function: nucleic acid binding; zinc ion binding. The record is from RefSeq and is a predicted model, not a curated record. NCBI's taxonomy places the organism in Eukaryota, Viridiplantae, Streptophyta, Magnoliopsida, Poales, Poaceae.
AUGAGCUAUAAAUCCCUGCAUGAUAAUCUGUUCAUUAUCAACUUCAAGGCUGAAGGAGAUUACAAGUUUGUCAUCCAAGGUGGCCCAUGGUUGCACAAGGGUGAUGCUCUCCUAGUCGCAGAGUUUGAUGGCCUCACUUGCCCCUCGGAGGUGUCUUUGGAUGUGGUAACCAUCUGGAUCAGGAUCUAUGAUCUUCCCCUGGUUUUGAUGACAAAAGCCAUAGGUGAACUGUAUGGGAGCAAGUUUGGAAAAGUGCGAGAAGUGGACGUAGAGGAAGAUGGGAGGAAUCGUCAUGAUUUCUUCCGCAUAAGGGUGGAGCUGCCCGUUAAGAAACCGCCGAAGUCGAAGAUUGCGAUCAAGACUACUGUACAUGGUGUUGAGGCUGUCAGAAGAUUUGAUGUUAGGUAUGAAAGAGUUCCAUUCUUCUGCUUCAUUUGUGGUUACAUAGGGCACUCUGUGAAAGACUGUGAAAAGAAGAUAUCAAAUAUGGAUGCGCCGUUUCAAUUCUCUGCUGAGUUACGGUGUUCCCCCUUGAAGGCUUUUGAGAGGAAAGUAAGCACUGUCAAAGCAACUGCCCAAUCAAAUGUUUCACAUGAGACUUCAAGUGCUCAGAAGAGAAGAACGCCGAAACAGGGAGAGCCGAAGAUCACAGGGCGAGUGCAGCAAGCUCUGCUGGAGUACAAGAAGGAUAUGGAGGUGUGGCACGAGGACCAAAUUGGGUCUGGGUCUAAAGACAGGGCACAAAAGCGUUUCAAAAAGGUUGAUGCAAGUGGGUUGAGUAAGGUGGAAACGGAAGCAACCAGCCCCGGGGCUGCUGGUACACCGGCGGGUCCUAUGAUAGUUGUCUAA